This is a messenger RNA of Didymella exigua CBS 183.55, 376 nucleotides long. RefSeq lists its product as uncharacterized. Gene Ontology annotation, biological process: proton motive force-driven ATP synthesis. The transcript is spliced from 5 exons. Lineage: Eukaryota; Fungi; Ascomycota; Dothideomycetes; Pleosporales; Didymellaceae. Bases 9 to 317 code for a protein of 102 amino acids. The record is from RefSeq and is a predicted model, not a curated record.
CCGUCACGAUGAGCUUCAUCCAGCGCCGCGCCCUCUCCACCCUGAUCCCUCCCAAGAUCGCAUCUCCCAGUGCUAUCGGCGCAUCUCCUAAUGCCGUCCGCAUGCAGAAGGUCGUGAAUUUCUACGAGAAGCUCCCCCGUGGCGCCGCUCCUGAGGUUCAGGCCAAGGGCCUUCUCGGUCGCUACCAGAAGAAGUACAUGGGCAAGAAUGCUUCCGGCAAGCCGCUCGUCCACAUCAUCGCCGCCCUCAUUGCCCUCGGAUACGCACAGAACUACUACUUCCACUUGCGCCACCACAAGAACAACGUCCACCACUAAGCGCAGCCCCAAUGAUUCGAUCUGAGCGUUACGGUUGGGACGUGUAAAUAUAGAUGUAG